This is a messenger RNA of Alexandromys fortis (reed vole), 3443 nucleotides long. It is a transcript of the gene Exoc2, whose product is annotated as exocyst complex component 2. Bases 156 to 2930 code for a protein of 924 amino acids. Gene Ontology annotation, biological process: Golgi to plasma membrane transport; exocytosis. The transcript has 28 exons. Lineage: Eukaryota; Metazoa; Chordata; Mammalia; Rodentia; Cricetidae. Gene Ontology annotation, cellular component: exocyst. The record is from RefSeq and is a predicted model, not a curated record.
CUCGGCGCUCGCAGCGUGCGGAAGUGCGGCCCUCCGGCUGGCUGCUGCGGCCCGGAGCUGGGGCGGGUCGGCGGGGAUCUGUAGCCCCGGCUGCAGGCAACGGAGGCUGGAGGUUGCUUCUAUAACUGGAUCACGUGUUUGCUACAUAAAGCACAAUGUCUCGAUCCCGGCAGCCUCCGCUUGUGACAGGCAUCUCUCCAAAUGAAGGAAUACCUUGGACCAAGGUCACAAUUCGAGGGGAGAACCUGGGUACUGGUCCCACUGACCUUAUAGGCUUGACAAUUUGUGGCCAUAAUUGCCUCCUCACGGCAGAAUGGAUGUCUGCAAGUAAAAUCGUGUGUCGCGUGGGCCAAGCCAAAAAUGACAAAGGAGACAUUAUUGUCACAACUAAGUCAGGGGGCAAAGGAACCUCAACAGUAUCUUUUAAACUACUGAAACCUGAAAAAAUAGGCAUCUUAGAUCAGUCUGCAGUGUGGGUGGAUGAAAUGAAUUAUUAUGAUAUGCGGACUGACAGAAAUAAGGGGAUUCCUCCUUUGUCACUCCGUCCUGCAAAUCCACUUGGCAUUGAAAUUGAAAAAAGUAAACUUCCUCAGAAGGACUUAGAAGCGUUGUUUCAUGGCAUGAGUGCUGAUUUUACGAGCGAGAAUUUUUCAGCUGCGUGGUAUCUUAUAGAGAAUCACUCCACCACCAGUUUUGAACAGCUCAAGAUGGCAGUCACCAACCUCAAAAGGCAGGCCAAUAAGAAGAGCGAGGGGAGUCUAGCCUAUGUGAAGGGCGGCCUCAGUACCUUCUUUGAAGCUCAGGAUGCUCUCUCAGCUAUCCACCAAAAACUCGAAGCGGAUGGAACUGAAAAAGUAGAAGGAUCCAUGACACAGAAACUGGAGAAUGUCCUCAACAGAGCAAGUAACACUGCUGACACAUUAUUUCAAGAAGUGUUAGGUCGAAAAGACAAAGCAGAUUCCACUAGGAAUGCCCUCAAUGUGCUGCAGCGAUUUAAAUUUCUCUUCAACCUUCCUCUCAAUAUUAAACGGAACAUUCAGAAGGGGGAUUAUGAUGUGGUUAUUAAUGAUUAUGAAAAAGCCAAGUCACUCUUUGGGAAAACAGAGGUGCAAGUUUUCAAGAAAUAUUAUGCUGAAGUAGAAGCAGGAAUUGAAGAUCUAAGAGAAUUACUUCUAAAGAAAUUGCUCGAGACUCCAUCAACCUUGCAUGACCAAAAGCGUUACAUAAGGUAUCUCUCUGACCUUCAUGCACCUGGUGACCCUGCCUGGCAGUGUAUCGGAGCUCAGCACAAGUGGACACUCAAACUCAUGCAAGACUGCAAAGAGGGCCACAUGAAGAGUCUAAAAGGUAACCCAGGCCCGCACAGCCCCAUGCUGGACCUUGAUAACGACGUUCGUCCCUCAGUGUUGGGCCAUCUCAGCCAGACUGCGUCACUGAAGAGGGGUAGCAGCUUUCAGUCUGGUCGCGAUGACACAUGGAGGUACAAAACUCCCCACAGAGUGGCAUUUGUUGAAAAAUUAACGAAGCUUGUGUUAAGUCAGCUGCCUAACUUCUGGAAACUCUGGAUUUCAUAUGUUAAUGGAAGUCUUUUCAGUGAGACUGCUGAGAAGUCAGGCCAGAUUGAAAGAUCCAAGAAUGUAAGGCAGAGACAAAAUGACUUCAAGAAAAUGAUCCAGGAAGUUAUGCAAUCCCUGGUGAAGCUGAUCCGGGGAGCCCUGCUCCCACUCAGCCUCAGAGAGGGUGAUGGAAGGCAGUAUGGAGGCUGGGAGGUGCAGGCAGAGCUCUCAGGGCAGUGGCUCGCACAUGUUAUCCAGACCAUAAGGCUGACGUAUGAAUCGUUGACUGCCCUGGAAAUUCCCAAUGACAUGUUACAGAUUAUCCAGGACCUAAUCUUGGACCUCCGUAUACGUUGUAUAAUGGUGACUUUGCAGCAUACAGCAGAAGAAAUAAAGAGAUUAGCUGAAAAAGAAGAUUGGAUUGUUGACAAUGAAGGACUGACUUCCCUACCAUAUCAGUUUGAACAGAGCAUCGUGCACGCCCUGCAGUCAUUGAAGGGUGUUGUCGACUGCAAGCCUGGAGAAGCCAGUGUCUUUCAACAGCCUAAAACCCAGGAGGAGGUUUGCCAACUGAGCAUCAAUAUCAUGCAGGUUUUUAUAUACUGCCUGGAACAACUGAGCACCAAGCCUGAUGCAGACAUAGAUACUACUCAUCUUUCUGUGGAUGUUUCGUCUCCUGAUUUGUUUGGAAGCAUCCAUGAAGACUUCAGUUUGACUUCAGAACAGCGACUUUUGAUAGUCCUGAGCAAUUGCUGCUAUUUAGAACGUCACACCUUCCUAAACAUAGCAGAGCAUUUUGAAAAGCACAACUUCCAGGGAAUAGAAAAAAUAACACAGGUUAGCAUGGCAUCACUGAAAGAACUAGACCAACGACUCUUUGAAAAUUACAUUGAGCUAAAAGCAGAUCCUAUUGUUGGAUCCCUGGAACCCGGGAUAUAUGCAGGCUAUUUUGACUGGAAAGACUGCCUGCCUCCCACAGGUGUCAGAAACUAUUUAAAAGAAGCGUUGGUGAACAUAAUUGCUGUGCACGCAGAGGUGUUCACUGUUUCCAAAGAACUGGUGCCCCGGGUCCUGUCCAGGGUGAUAGAAGCAGUCUCUGAAGAGCUGAGCCGGCUGAUGCAGUGUGUAUCUUCCUUCAGCAGAAAUGGAGCGCUGCAGGCAAGACUUGAAAUCUGUGCUCUGAGAGACACCGUAGCCAUUUACCUGACCCCGGAAAGCAGAUCUAGUUUUAAACAGGCCCUGGAAGCCCUGCCUCAACUUGCAAGUGGCGCAGACAAAAAGUUACUAGAAGAGCUACUCAACAAGUUCAAGAGCAGUAUGCACUUGCAGCUCGCCUGUUUCCAAGCUGCAUCCCCAACCAUGAUGAAAACAUAGCUGCCUGUGGAGGAAGAGCAUCCAGAGACAGCCAGCGUGAGACCGUCCUCUUCCUGUGCCAGCGGGCUAGCCCAUGUCCAAGCACUGCGUUUAAUUUCUCUUUUCCCCUUUAUGGUGGCACAGAAAGAUGUUGGUGGAUAUUUAAUUUCAGCCUAUUUAAACAACCCUAUCAUAAUGUGCACAAACAGUUUUUAUUGUUAUUAGCUUUGGUCCAGUAAGGCUACAUAGCAUACUCUUCUAAUUGUUUUUUCUUGACUAAAUGUUGUAUGGUGUGAGCUUCAGGGGACUUCUCUAGAGUGUUCUGGAGUGGCCCGUGGUGUAAAUGAAUGCAGUUCUAAGCACCUGUUUACUGCCUCGGUGUUGGCAAUCUCCAGUCCAGGUGAGGCAUUCGAGAAGAGAUUUAAAGUCACAGCUUUGGAGCUGUGCCCAAAACCUAAAAAUCAUCGUUUCAUACAACUCGCUCUAAGGUUCCUAGGUUUGGUUUGUUUUGUUUUUGGUUUUUUUUUUUUUUUU